Messenger RNA from Sinocyclocheilus grahami, 2543 nucleotides. It is a transcript of the gene bbs2, whose product is annotated as Bardet-Biedl syndrome 2. Gene Ontology annotation, cellular component: ciliary basal body; membrane; BBSome. Bases 99 to 2246 code for a protein of 715 amino acids. Lineage: Eukaryota; Metazoa; Chordata; Actinopteri; Cypriniformes; Cyprinidae. Gene Ontology annotation, biological process: non-motile cilium assembly. Gene Ontology annotation, molecular function: protein binding. The transcript has 17 exons. The record is from RefSeq and is a predicted model, not a curated record.
CGCCUAGCCAUUAUUUUAACAUCUGUUUACAUUUUUUUUCAAAGGAUUUGUUGUUGUUGUAAGUAAUAGAUUUGAUCUUGCCGUUGAGCUGUGCCACCAUGUUAGUGCCCAUCUUCACCCUUAAACUGAACCAUAAAAUUAACCCUCGCAUGGUUGCCAUUGGAAAAUAUGAUGGGAUACACCCAUGCCUCACAGCCGCCACGCAAGCAGGGAAGGUUUUUAUCCAUAACCCUCACACUCGAGGCCAGAGGCCAGCAGCCCACCGGCUGAGUCAGAGUACCCAGGACAACGAUAUCUCACUCCUCAAUAUCAACCAGGCAGUGAGCUGUCUGACGGCUGGUACUCUGGGGCCCAACACCACAGGACACACGCUGCUCGUUGGCUCUCAAACCAACCUGUUGGCCUAUGACGUUCAUGACAACACUGACAUCUUCUACAAGGAGGUGACUGAUGGGGCCAAUGCUAUUGUUCUGGGAAAACUAGGAGAUAUCCAGUCCCCCCUCGCCAUCAUUGGAGGAAAUUGUGCUCUGCAAGGUUUUGACUUUGAGGGAAAUGACCGGUUCUGGACAGUCACUGGAGAUAAUGUGCGAUCACUUGUGCUUUGUGACUUCACUGCAGACGGCAAGAAUGAACUUCUCGUUGGCUCAGAGGACUUUGACAUCAGGGUGUUUAGAGAGGAUGAACUAGUGACUGAAAUGGCAGAAAAUGAGACAGUCACGUCGCUUUGUCACAUGCACGGCAGCAGGUUUGGUUAUGCUCUGGCCAAUGGUACAGUAGGAGUGUACGACCGCACUGCUCGCUACUGGAGGAUCAAGUCUAAAAAUCACGCUAUGAGUAUCCAUGCCUUUGAUCUUAAUGCUGAUGGUGUUGUUGAGCUCAUUACUGGGUGGUCCAAUGGAAAGAUUGAUGCUCGCAGUGAUCGCACUGGUGAGGUGAUCUUCAAGGAUAAUUUCUCAUCCUCUGUGGCUGGGGUUGUCGAGGGAGACUACCGCAUGGAUGGACAGAUCCAGCUUAUAUGCACCUCUGUGGAGGGAGAAGUACGUGGCUAUCUGCCUGCAAGUAAGGAGAUGAAGGGAAACUUAAUGGAUGCAAGUGUAGAACAAGACCUGAUCAGGGAGCUGAGCCAACGUAAACAGAACUUGAUACUGGAAUUACGAAACUACGAGGAAAAUGCUAAGGCUCUUCCUGGUGUUUCUGAGGGCGAAUCUAAGAUGGGAGUAAUUCCAGCCAACACGCAGCUCCAGACAGCCUUGUCUGUACGAAGAGCCACAGAGAGCCAGAGAGCACACAUAGAGCUCAACAUCUCCACUCCAAAUGAAACCAUCAUUAGAGCUGUGCUGAUAUUUGCUGAAGGGAUUUUUGAAGGCGAGAGUCAUGUGGUUCAUCCUAGCGCUCAAAAUCUCUCCGGCUGUGUCCGUGUCCCCAUCAUUCCUCCAAAAGACAUUCCAGUGGACCUUCACAUUAAAGCCUUUGUGGGAGGGAAGACCAGUACACAGUUCCACGUAUUUGAGAUCACACGUCAGCUGCCUCGCUUCUCCAUGUAUGACCUUAACGUUGACCCCUCAGCCGUACAACCCACAGGAAAAGUCACAUUCAGCAUCAAUGACAGACCACAGAGGGUGGUCAUGUGGCUAAACCAGAGCUUUCUGCUGCCUGAGGGCAUUGACAGUCCAGACAUCACAUUCACUGCACUACGUGGAGGAGGUCUACUGAAAAUCAACAUGCAGCCUAGUGGAGAGAUCACGCUGAGAACAGAUGACAUUGAUCUGGCAGGAGAUCUGGUCCAGUCUCUUGCCUCUUUUCUGGCUAUAGAAGACUUACAGGCUGAAGCUGACUUUCCUAUCUACUUCAAAGAGCUACGAGCCACUCUCACUGAGGUGGAUGAGUUUCACUCGGUGCACCAAAAGCUCACAGCAGCAAUGGCAGAUCAUUCCAACUACAUAAGAAAUAUGCUGGUUCAGGCAGAAGAUGCCAGACUCAUGGGUGAUUGGAGAAACAUGAAGAAACGCUACAUUGAGCUGUACGACCUCAACAGAGAUCUGAUUAAUGAAUAUAAAAUCCGAUCUAAUAAUCACAACGCCCUCCUUGCCCGGCUAAAAUCAGUUAACCAGGCCAUCCAAAGGGCAGGGAGAUUGAGAGUGGGAAAACUCAAAACUCAGGUUAUCACUGCCUGUCGGGAUGCCAUCAAGAACAACAACAUCAAUGCUCUUUUCAAGAUCAUGAAAGCAGGGACUGCCUCGUCUUGAGGAAGAUCUGGUCCUAAAUGACCUUCAAGCACAAAAGUCUGGAAUAUCAGACCACAGAGACCUCAAAACUGGCUUGGAAAGUGCCCAGUAACCUGGUGGGAAAUGAAAAAGGGGAUGCAUGAGGGGAUAUAUCUGGAUUCCAGCCCUCACCUGGCAGCAGUUUUGUGUUAGAGGAAUAACUGGGUUGGUCUGUCAGUACUGUAAAGUCGUAGACAAAUUGAUAGCCAAAGAGACUGUAUUUUGUGUACCAAGGCAAUGUGUGUGUGGGUAAAACCAUUGCUAUUUUAUCUGUAUACA